GUGAACCACCCCUUUAAGAUUAAUAAUGUUCCUUUUUUAUAUAGAAAAAUGUGGUCUACAAUCUACAGGGAAAACAGCAAUGCACAAAAGAGCUAAUGUGUUCUUAAAUAUCUUUUGCUAUACCUAAUAUUCCAGAUUUACCUGAACUAAACAGAAGCAGGCCCUUGUGUAACAUGAAUACAUUUUGUUUUAUUAGUCCUACCUUUUAUUCUGUGUUCUCACAAAGCUUUUGUGGAAAUGUAUUGUUCUUUGAUAAAUUGUUAUAAGCCAGAAGAUCGCUAUUGGAGCAGCAAGCGGCCACACCUUUACUCACUCCCCCCUCGGAACCUCUCCUUUCCUACCUACUGUACCUCUCUCAGGUCACUCCCUCUCCCUUUGAGCAACAAGCAGCCGGCAGGUACACAGCUGCCUAUGGCACAGGUGCUGCAGUCAAAUCCCAGUUUACACUUCAGGCUAAGCACAUAAUUGUGCUACUGCAAUCCUUAUACAGAGAGAGCACCUCCUCAAGGAAGCAGCACAGCUGUGAAUAGAAAGUGAACGAGCACAACGGAGGUUCUAGAAGAUGGUAACCCAUAAGUUUUGGAUCUUGGUCUUGGUUGUAGUCAUCUUCAUUGGGAAUAUGUCUUACAUUUACUAUAACAAUAUCAAAGUUGCAUCACUCUUAGGAUUCAUUCAAAGCAGUGAACUACAAAAUGUCACUGACACCAAGCCAGUCACUGUCCCCCGACUUACUGGCAUGUGGACUGUAGGUCCGGCGGGGCGUCUGGGAAACCUCAUGGGGGAGUACGCAACACUCUAUGCACUUGCCAAGCUUAAUGGCCACCAGGCCUAUAUCAACCAAAACAUGCAUAAUCAACUCUCAAAAAUUUUUAAAAUCAAGUUGCCUGUAAUUAACGACGAAGCUAUAAGUCGUAUAAGGUGGAGAGACUAUUGGCUCCACGAUUGGAUGUCACCAGAAUACGCUAAUAUACAAGGGGAGUUUGUUAGAUUAGGUGGCUACCCAUGCUCAUUUACAUUCUACGACCACAUAAAGAAUGAGAUCCUGGAGGAAUUCACAUUCCUUGAUUACGUUAAAGAAGAAUCCUAUGCCUACCUCGAUAAAGCCAGGGGAGAUCGGGAAAAUGUUACGUUUGUUGGGAUUCAUGUCCGCAGAGGGGACUAUGUGCAUGUAAUGCCCAAUACAUGGAAAGGGGUGGUUGCAGACAAGGGCUACUUGGAUAAAGCUACAGACUACUUCAGACAAAAGUAUGAAAACCCCUUGUUUAUAGUAACCAGCAACGGCAUGGACUGGUGCAAGGAGAAUAUGAACAAUUCAAGAGGGGAUAUUCACUUUGCUGGAGAUGGGCACGAAGGUUCCCCAGGACGGGAUUUUGCCCUUUUGGCCCAUUGCAACCACACGAUUAUGACUAUAGGAACCUUUGGGGUCUGGGCUGGAUAUUUGGUAGGGGGUGAAACGGUCUACCUAGAUAAAUAUGUUUUGCCGGAUUCCCCGUUCCUAAAAGUGUUUAAGUACGAAGCUGCUUUUCUUCCUGAGUGGAUUGGGAUUCCUGCAGACCUCUCGCCCCUCACUGGGAAGAAGGACACAAACUAAACCGUCCAAUUGAUUCUUGCAGUUCAUUGAGGAUGAUAAAUGCAUCCAGCUUACCGUGAAAGAGCCAUUGUUACCUCAUGUAAGGUUCCUAGAGAUACGAAGGCAGCCUUUGCACUUAUUAUGUAUGUUAGAAAGAAAGUGUCUGCUGUACGGAGGGAGAGAUUAUCGGCAAUCCUUGCAUUUCUCCUUGACAAUAUAUGGUGUACUAGUCCAGCAUGGUGGGCCUCCAGCUUAAAUAUGGCUUCUGGGAAUUGUAAAUCAAUAACAGAUAGAGGGUGACAGGUGACAGUGGGUACAUCUGCCAUUGUAGAGAGGCCAUCAAAAAUCCCCUUUUUUCAAUGGGCCACUGCCAUACUGAAAAGUACUAAAUACUGCUUUUCACUGGCCCAGCACUUGUAUCUAAGAGGUGGCUCCCUUAGCCCAUUAUUACAUUUUUGAAAACAGAUAUGUAGUAUCGUUAAUAGGGUUGUUUGCCUUUGAAUUGAUUUUUUCUUUUGCAGUUGGUUUUCAUUUUUUUAUCACUUGCGGGUUUUCAAUUAUUUCACAUUUUGUUCAGCAACUAUUCAGUUUGGAAUUUUAGCCGUCAUCUGGUUGCUAGGAUUCAAAUUACCUUAGCAACCAGGGAAUGGUUUGAAUGACAGACUGGAAUAUGAAACGUUGCCUAGAAAUGGCCAUUCGAUAACAUACUAAAAGUUAACUGUGAACCACCCUUUUAAUAAUUUGAUUAGGCCCCACAAUUCCUAUUUGCACAGGGCCCCUAUGGCUCAGGUAGGAUUUGGAUAGAAAGCCUGCAGCCAAUGCAUCAUCUGGGAUUAAUGUCUAGAAUUGUAUAUAUUUUUCUGAAGCCGUGCAAAGUUUCCUCCUACGCGUAUGCCUUUCUACCAGCGAUUCACAUUGCUGGUGCUGGUGAAAAGGCAUUUUGGAGAGAUAAAUCGCAGAGGGAGCAGAGAUUUAUUGCUGCGACUAAUCGUUCUGUGGGGCAUUAGCCUUAGAGGCUGGCUUUAGAAAUAUGGACAAUGCUUUUUAUCUAUAUUUAUAUUUAUAAGAGAGGUAAGUGUAUGAACCCUUGUACAGUCUUCUGGUCUUGCUUUAUAUUCCCAGUGCUUCCCAAUCUCCCCAUGCUCUCCUAAUAUAGCUUAACACACACAGCUACUUGUCGCAGCUACAUAAUAGACAAUACUAAUAACUGUCUCUACGUGUGUUUUAGCAGAGACAAUUCUCAUUAUUUUCUAUGGCAGGGUAUUUUGUAGCCAUGACAAGUAGCUCCGUGUGUCAUAGCCCUUAGGCUCCUAUGCGCCACUUUCUGCACCCCCCUACCUCAUUUCUUACUUCUUACUCCAGCAAUCCCCUUUAUCUUGAUUGCACUACAUGGCCAGCAGUACAAGGGUUUUACUGAGCAUCUGCCUGCCCUUCUACAUCUAUCAUUUAAACAGAUACUGUCAUGAUUUUUACAGUGCACUUUUUUAUUUCUAAAUAACACUGUUUACAUAGUAAAUAAUUCACUCU
This is a messenger RNA of Xenopus tropicalis (tropical clawed frog), 3097 nucleotides long. RefSeq names its product fucosyltransferase 2 (H blood group) (gene fut2). The transcript is spliced from 2 exons. The record is from RefSeq and is a predicted model, not a curated record. Gene Ontology annotation, biological process: carbohydrate metabolic process. Lineage: Eukaryota; Metazoa; Chordata; Amphibia; Anura; Pipidae. Gene Ontology annotation, molecular function: fucosyltransferase activity; galactoside 2-alpha-L-fucosyltransferase activity. Gene Ontology annotation, cellular component: Golgi cisterna membrane; membrane. Bases 563 to 1591 code for a protein of 342 amino acids.